Molecule: messenger RNA, 4092 nt
Organism: Coniosporium apollinis CBS 100218
Lineage: Eukaryota; Fungi; Ascomycota; Dothideomycetes
Exons: 5
Coding region: 1-4092 (1363 amino acids)
Source: RefSeq, a predicted model, not a curated record
AUGUCAUCAGGAUCCGCGAGCAGCGGGCGCCCCCACAGGAGAGUUUCCCACGCCCGGAAGCGCAUCGUCACCUCCAAUGAAGCCUACCUCUACGCCUUGAGAGUAGCGUAUCUCUCAUACCUCCUCCAGCCCCGAGCGAAGCGGUUGCAGCAUGUGCCUGCCCCUCACAAAGCCGCCAUCCAGCGCUCCUCCACGUCCGUUAGUGACAUGGUGAAAGACUUCUCGCUCAUUCGAGAUUCGAAAAGCACCAAGCUUCCCACUGGGUUCAUGGCUGAGCUGGACAAGAGGAUAAGGGGAGUACUGUUUGGGACGGAGAAGAUGCCGGAAUACAAGGACCAGCUAGUCGUGAACACGUUUGCCGCGUUUCUCAAUGAGUUCAUGGCCCCCCAUUAUCGAAAGACGAUGGAGAAGGAUCGAAAAGUGGAAGACCUCUUGCUCAUCUUCUUCGCACAGGCGACCAAGGAACUGCGGAAGGGCAAGCCGCCGGACGACGAUGGCUGGAAGCUGAUGGCUGACCGGCAUUUGGCCUUGUUCGUCCGAUUGAUCAGCGACACACUUAGGAAGCACGGGUGGGCACAGGACAGGCCAGAACUCAGCAGUCGGCUACAAACAAUGGAAAAGAAGCUACUGGUCCAUGACCAGGACCUGGCUGCUGAGACACAACGUAACGGCGGUAGCGGUGGGACUACUGUCGAGGUAGAGGUUCCCCGAAGCUACGAGGUUAGAGACAUGCCGCUGGUCCAGGUCGUGCAGCGCAUCUGGGGCUACCCAUACGCACACGUGCAGUCGGACAUUGCGGCAUACAAGGACGUCUGGACCGAGCAAGCUGCGUUAAAAGACCUCAAAGCGUACCAGGCUAACCUCGGACUUCACACCACGAAGACGCUGGGCCCUGAAGAUUUCGACACCAAAGAGGCAUACCAAGCUUGGAAGAGAGCUGAGGUCCCAGACCUGACACAAAUGAUGCUGGCCAUCAUUCAGUCAAAUCCAGAGCUUGCCAAGACUACUUCAGGGAAUGGUUUACCACAGUAUAACCCAGCAAGUGGAUCAACCUCAGAUUCAGAAACCUUAAGGAAUAUGUCAGAGCAUUCAGAGAACGGGUCAUCUUAUGUCAUCGACCAGCCUGUUGACAUGAGCGGCCUCACAUUGAACAACUCAACGAACGGGAACGAGAGUACGGCAUCAUAUACCUUCAUUCCGCCCGAGCCAAGGUCAUACUACCGCGCAGUUCUGAGGGAAGCUCUUACUCACGAUCUUCAAGAUAGCGAGAUACAGCCUACAGAAGCCACAUCAGACACGCCAUCCAUCAAGCUCCUUUCGAAACAGUCCGCAGAGCUGCUUAAUGAGAUCGCAGUCAGAUGGCGAAUACCGUAUUCCACUCGGAUGGUGCUCUUCCUGGAUGUCAUUAAAGAGAAGUAUCAACAGCAAGAUAUUCCGCUCGACACAGUUGAUGCAGCUUUCGAGUACAUCAAGGCACCGCCUCCAGUAGACAAAAAGUCGAGUCGCAUAAGCAUGGCAGUGCAAGAGCCCCUCUCGGACUGGAAGAAGUGGACCAUCAGCGAUUACGCCACUUACCAGCAGGCUCUUUCCGGCCUGCAUGACGCAUUAUUACGAGACCUUUACGAGCUUCUCUUACUUUCUUAUGACGCCAAGGGCCCGCCACUCGGACCUGUAAUGUAUAUUCUGACAACCCAUAUUUACGACGAUCCCCUUUUUUCCAAAACACUUGAAGACCUCGAUCAGUUCUCUGAUCAACUUCGUGACGCUCUGCGGCAACGAGCGGCUGAAGUCUACCACGACCUGCUAGCGAAGCAGCUACCGGAUAACAAAGAGCAGUGGGAGUUUUUUCAUGUAAUAGAACUUGGCAAAGCCGUCGCCAAGCUGUGUGAGAAGAUUCAGAAGCGGUUCCGCAAGACGCCGGAGAUCAUGGGCGUGAACCCUCUAUCGGUACUAAUUGCAGAAGUUUUACCGGCUUAUGCAGCCGAUGCAAGAGAUCUGGUCGCACGGAUCAUGGACAUGGCGCAAGCGCGUGGCGAGGAGAUCCCAAUACAAGAUGGCUUUGAUCUCUACGCCGAGAUGGUUGACAUCCGACGCGUCCAUGCGGAUGCCCUACCCGGCGAGCCAUUUGCAUUCCACAUCGAGAGCUUGCUACAGGACUUCGUGUGGCGGUGGAUAGAAGCAACGGACGCCAGCGUUGCCAGCUGGGUUGAGAAUGCAGUCAAGCAAGACCAGUUCACCGUCCGCACAAGCCACCCAGGCCAGAUACCCACCGAUGACGAGCGGCACAGCGUCUCGGUUAUGGACAUUUUCCAAUCCUUCAACCAGAGUAUUGAGCAGAUCGUCCAGCUGAACUGGGACGAUGACCUGCAAUACGCGAAGUUCAUGACGGCCUUAUCAAAGUCGAUUGGUAUCGGUCUAGCCAGGUACUGUGAGCUUAUCGAGACGAAAUUCGCCAAAGAGAUGGACCGCAUGACGCCGGAGCAGGAAGCAGCUGCGCAACAAACGCGGACGGAGAAGUAUAUGCAGCUUGCAAAAGACGCGUGGACUAACAAGGAGAAGAUCGAGCCGUUCCAGUUCUUACCAGAGUCCCUUGUGAAGCUCAACAAUAUCGAGUACGCGAUGCUCCAGCUGGACAAGCUAGAGCGCGAUGUCAACGUUGAUGCAUGUGCCGAAGUCGUUCAGCGGCACGCGCCGCCCGCAGCGCAACGGCAGCGGAAAGCCGAUUCCUACGUCUUCACGAUCAAGAUCAUUGAAGCAGAAGACCUUAAAGCGUGCGACAUGAACGGGCUUAGCGAUCCAUAUGUGGUGCUCGGCGACGAGUACCAGAAGCGGCUGGCGAAAACGCGAGUCAUCUAUGGAAGCCUCAACCCGCGUUGGGACGAGACCGUCGAUAUUACGACACAAGGACCGCUCAAUAUCAUCGCUACGAUUUGGGACUGGGACGCACUUGGUGACCACGACUGCGUCGGUCGUACAUCGCUGAAGCUAGACCCUUCGCAUUUCAGGGACUUCAUGCCGCGAGAGUACUGGCUAGACCUCGACACUCAAGGCAGGCUUCUGUUACGGGUUAGCAUGGAAGGCGAACGAGAUGACAUCCAGUUCUACUUCGGCAAAGCGUUCAGGACACUGAAGAGGACGGAGCGGGACAUGACGAGAAAGAUCACAGACAAGCUAUCCUCCUACAUCCACCACUGCCUCUCCCGCCGCGCCCUCCGCAGCCUCCUCUCCCGCGGCAUAACCAUCUCCGCCGUAUCCUCCUACUUCCAGCGCACGCGCCCGCAGUCCGUCGCCCAAGGCCCAACCCAAGCCGAUAUCACCAACGCCCUCAAACCCCUCUUCACCUACUUCAACGACAACUUCGCCAUCAUGAAGCAAACGCUGACCGACAGCGCCAUGGUGAUGGUAAUGACGCGCCUGUGGAAAGAAGUCCUCGUAACCAUCGAAUCUUUGCUCGUGCCGCCGCUCUCCGACAAACUGUCCCAACAACGGCCCCUGACCAUGCAGGAGCUCGACAUCGUCUUCAAGUGGCUGCAGCUGCUGUUUGACUUCUUCCACGCUGUCGAUGAGGACACCGGGAUCAGCAACGGCGUCCCCCUCGACAUCCUCAAGAGCCCAAAAUACCACGAGCUCCAGAACCUCAACUUCUUCUACUUCGAGUCCACCGAGAACCUGAUUCGCACAUCCGAGUCCAUGGCCGCCGCCACCGCCGCGCGUCAAGCCGACGCCGCAGCCCGCGCAAACAGGCUCUCCGCCCCCGCCUCCCUGGGCCCCAGCCCCUCCAUCGGCUUCGGCGCCGUGGGCGCGGGCCCCCAGGGCCUCCUAGGCAUGCCGACGCGCCGUACCAAGACGAUCAUGCUGAGCAGGAAUCUGGGAACCAUGAAGAAGGCGAAGGAGGAGAAGAGGAAGGAGGCCCAGGCGGAGCCGAGCGAUGAUAUUAUCCUCAGGAUUCUGAGGAUGAGACCUGAGGCGGAGAGGUAUCUCAAGGAUCGGAGCAGGCAGAAGGAGAGGCUUGCGGCGGCCGCGGCGGCGGAGAUGAUUGUGAGGCAGAGUUUGGCGAGCGGGGUGGGGUUAAGGGCAGGGGGGAGGCGGUAG